AUGGACCUGCACAUAUUGGACCACAGACUGCGAGUCAUCAGCAUAUCCAAGAAUGGGCUGGUGAAUUUCACACACCCCCUGAUUAAACUGAUAUUCCUCCGGAACAGAACACGGUAAGAGGGCUCAUCGAUCGAGGUCAGAUGUUUGUGUCCCGGUGUGAAUCAGCCUGAUAAUCCAGUACGGAUAAAUGUGAUAACCUCCAGCGCCUCUUCAUUCACUGGGUGGCCGAGCUAUUAUUUGGGUGUUUGCCUGUGCAUGUCCUGCUCUGCCUUCAUUAAUGACACACUGCCGUGCAUGUAACUGAUGAUCAUUUAUGUAGUUUCUCAUUGAUACGGAGCGUCUGCACAACAUCACAUCACAUUAGCUGGUAUUCUUUUCUCACUAUGUGACUGCAUCUGUUUCCCAUGUCACAGUUGAACAAAAAACCUUGCAGCAGUUUUGCAAACACAGCAUUCCCAUGUGUUACUGUGCGUUUAUUAUGUAACCCUGUUGAAUGUAUGCAUGAGUGCAUUAAAUGCAUACUGAUGCACGCAAGCAUUGAAUGCAUGCUGUUUCUUGCAGACAUAAGUACUCUCUUCAAACAUACAUAAAUCAGCAUGCAUGUCUCUGUUUUAGUUGGACCUUAUUUCUCGACCCCUGACCUCCUUUUCUUAAAACCACCAUGCACUUUGCAAGUUGCCAGGCCAUCUUGUAGGCAUCAGUGCCACUUCUCAGUUAAUCUCUGGAUAUCCUCCCAUUGUUAUGUAAUUGUUUAUUUCACUCGCUGGCCCAUAUAUAGCAGGCAACAAGAGCUCAACAUCUGUCUCCGAGCUGCUAUUGAUACAAGCCUGGCAGUGGCUCUGCUGCUCCUCUCAUGUUAAGUAACAUCAGGGUAGAUUUUCCUGCUCUGCUGGCCUUUGUUUUCUUUGACAUCUAGAUGGCACGCUGUUUGACCAUCAUAAGAGUCCUAUGUCUAUCAGUGUGCCUUCGCCUCUUUCAUAAUCUGUUUGCAAGGCACUGACAGAGCCCAUAUGUCCUGUACGCUGACACAGUUCAUGAAAAUUUUAAAGCCUAAACAUGUCUCUGUGAAAACUUUGCAUCUGUCCAUGCUGAGCUGCACCCAUAAGCAGUAAUUUAUCUCUGAGUUGCGGCUGACACAGUUGGUUUUGGCAUGUCCAUACCAGAAAAAACGCGUCACCAUGACUUGCAACACCUUAUAAAAUAUCUCAGGGAGUAAACAAGCAGUCAUUGUGAAUAAUAUGCAAAUUUUCUGCAGUUGCUUCAGUAUUUCUUUUGCACACCAACAGGCUUUCGAGGCUUUCAGUCUUUGGGAAAAUGAAAAAACAGUCUUGUCUGGAGCCAUAAUGAGCCAUAAAAAGCAUGCAAGCCGCACUUCCUUGGAUUAGCAGGCCUGUCUUUUUCAGUGUUUUGUUGUGCAUGCUUUCGAGUUAUGUCAUCAGACUGUGGCAUGGAUGUGUUUUUUGCCCCGUUUUUCCUGUUCCUUUUCUGUCACAGAGGUUGUUUUUAUUUUAUUUUUCCCCUCUGGUGAAACUACAGACAAUGCAGAACGGGGAGUGGUGAAGAAACUGAAGUUCAUAGCAACUCAAAACAAUCAUAGAGGAAAAACAAACUUGAUUGCUUCGCUUACUUUUAUACAUCUCCCUCUCUCAGGCCCCUGCUAUUCAUCAGAGGAACACUUCCCAAGAAUGCGCUCAAAGCAAUUUGAAAGCGGUCCUGAGCAGAAUUUUAAAGAGGUUAUCACUUUCAGUAGCCUGGCUUCUCCCAAAAUGUAAGAGAGGAGGUUUGUCUCCAAUAAAUAAAGCUCUGGCAUUGAGACGCUUUGGAUGGAGGGGAAAAAUGUUCAGAGGGCUGACUGGAAAAACAACAACCCCAAAUCCAGAAGAGCUGGGACGAUGAGUGAAAUGUUCAGAGAAACAGAUUUUGAUGGUUUGUAAAUUUAACACAGUUUGAUUGAAAAUGGUGCAAACACAACUGAUCAACUGCUGAAACGGACUUUUCCUCUUUUAACAACACUGUGGAUGUUUGGGAACCAAUGCGGCCAGUUUCUGGAGUCUUGGCUGUGAAAUGUUGUCACACUUUUGCCUGAUAUAGGAAUUUAGCUACUUAACAUUUUGGAGUCUCCUUUGUCCAGUUUUUUGUGGCAUGUUGUGCUGACUAUUGGGUGACAAGCAUCUGCACUCUUCGACUACAGAGCCACAGGCCUGGAAAGUCAAUACCAUGUCUGGAUCAUGUUGAUGGUGUUUAUGGUUUAUUCUUUACAUUUUACACUUUUAACCUCCAUUUGUGAAAACAGAGACAUACUGAGCUCAGAGAGUGGUUUUUGGAUUGUGAUUUUGAGCCCAUGUGGUGAUUUCCACCACAAAGUCAUGUCUUUUUUUUUUUCUGCACAUCCCCUCUGCUGUAUCAGUUAUUGGCAUUGUCCUUUUCCUGAAAAGAUUUUCCAGAUUCUCUGAAUCCUUUUUACUGUUUUGUUGGCCCUCUCUCAGCUCCUUUCAAACAUGCUGCUGGCAUCAACUUUAAAAUGAGCAAACAUUUUCCACACACACAGAAAAAAACACCCUUUUUGAGUUUACACUCUGAUAUGUUGUCUUGAACUAUUUUCCAUUAAAUAUAUGGUUGAAAUUAAUUGCAAACAAUCAAAAUCUGUUGCACAUUAAUGCGUAUUUAGCACAGCAUCCCAACUGUUGAAUUUACUGAAUCUACAGUCUGACAUUUUGCAGUCCUGUGUAGUCCUGUCUAAUCCUGCAUUGUUGUCAGUUUUUGUUUGGAGUUUAUGGGUGUGGUAACAAUCAAAGCCCAGUAUCAGCCUAAUAUAUCAACGCUACUGUACUGUGUGUGGAUGCAGCUCUGCAGGCUCCACACAGCCCUCCUUUCUUCUCUUCUACAGGCUCACUAAGCAAGAGCAUGGGCUUAGACAAUGCCUCAGCUGAGCCAGAAACUCAGUGGGGAGUUUUCCAUUUGUCUGCCUCUGUGAUCCGUCAAGGUUGGGGCUCUCGCUAUCCUGGUUUACACAAGGCAGCCCCUCCACCCCCUCUAAUAACAAGCAAGGAUUUCUAGGAAAAAAAAAAAGGUUCCCCAUUGUUCCUAAAAAAGAAGAGCCGUGAGAACACCAACGAUCUGUUUUUAGGAAGCUGUGAAAGUAGCAGACAGCUGGGAUGAUGUGGCUGAGAUGGCUCAAGGCUAACACUUCAAACUUUCAGCAACAUCAGUUUGCUCCGCUCUUAUCAUGCUUCCUCAGCUUGAGCAUCAGUUGAAGAAGCCCCAUCGCCACCAGCUCUCACCACAGCAGCCUUCACAGCUUUGUGAGGCUCGAUCAAAGUCACAAAUCUUGUGUGGUUGGUUUUCAUGUCUCGUACUCUGCUGCUUCCUCAGUACCUGUUGCUUCCUUGUAGUGCUGGGCGAUUGGACGAUAUAUAUCGUUGGCACGAUAGAAAAUGUCUAUCGUGCCAUUUUUAUUCUUAUCGUUUCGGGCGAUAGGUUGUAUUUAAUCCAUAGAGCUUGUGCCAUCAGAUGAUUCAUAGUAACAACAACAAUAAUUGCACAUUCAGUAAGUGUAUUUGGUGUCGAACGGGAAAGAAAAUAUUUUCUUACAAGGAAAAGGAUGCGUUGACAUGUAGGCUUGCAUUUCUCUUUCGAUUUUGCGACAUGACGCCGCUUUACGUGCCCUCUUUAUGUCCAGCGCCUCCCGCCGUUGCGGGUUACCUGGGUUACACACGUGAGGGGAUCAUUGUAAGCAGUGCUUAAUUUGUGCCGGAGCAAGUCGGAGCGCGAUCCGGGACCUCUUUUGAUCGGAUCUGGGACCUAUUUCAGCCGCUCCGGCACCUGUUUCAUCUGCUCCGGGACCUUCCCUGUGGAGGAUGACUUUUUUCGGGAAUUCCCGUGGGUCACGUGAUUCCCGCGGGAUGGGAGUCAUUUUUUUUAUUAAUCUCUUGAUCGGGACGGGACGGGAAAAAAAGCAACGGGAGUGGGCAGGAGCGGGAACAACAUGAAAAGAUGAUCUUUUUCAGCCGUGUUUAACAACCAGAUGAACAGGUGCGUCCAUUUUUGUAGUCAUCUCUCAGUGAGAGUAAACACUCUUGACCGCGCUAGCAACACAAAAGAACUACAACAGCGGUUUGACUUCCUGUCAGCUGGGAGCGCGGCUGCGCAUUUGUACCCUUCAAGCCAGCAGCGAGGAAACGUAAUUUUGUGACAUUCUGUAGUUUUUCAAUCAUUUCUGGAGUCGUGGCGAAUCAAAUCACCUUACCUGUCUGCCCCUGAUAGGCGAAUAAAGCGCUCGGAUUCAUGCUCGGGUCUUGCUACGUGCUUAAAGAGUAAAGUAAACAAUGAUGGAGGCAGAGAGCAGCUUUGGAGGAGAAACAUCUAGCAGUGUGAACAACCUCUUCAAAAGAGCCCUAAAGACCUACCUUUUUAAUAAAGCCUUUGGUUAGUUUUCCUCUAUGCUUUAUGCUUUUACUACCUUGCCUCUUACAUUGCAACUCUAUAUAUUUUAUUUUUUUUAAAUUCUUUUUUAUGCUAAUCUGUGACUGUCAUUCUAUUGCUUUUUUUUAUUGUUGCUGCUCUUUUUUUACUGUGUACUGUAGCACUUUGAGAUUUUUUUGUAAAUGUAAAGUGCAUUACAAAUUAAAUUUAUUAUUAUUAUUAUUAUUAUUAUGGAGUGCUUCGGCUCACACUAUCAGCGUUUUCUGUAAGUGUUACAUAACUUUGGGUGAGCACAGACAUGAACGCACUUCAGCCACGUAUUUGUUUAUUCAUUUUUCUAGUUUUAAGUGCUGGUCUUGUACUGGUACUGUACUAGUGCAGCUGUAUACACUUAAAUUUUUCAUAGAACUGAAAGCAUACCAUAGCUAUAUCGUGAUAUAUAUCGUUAUCGUGAUAUAAAAUGAUCCAUAUCGUGAUAUACAUUUUUUUCCAUAUCGCCCAGCACUACUUCCUUGUCUCUUUUGGUUGUUACCCCCCCACCCCCUCUUGUCCUUCUCAAGUACCUUCAUGCCUCAGCACAAGGGGCUUGUUUUUUGAACUCAUUACCAGCAGUGUUCACACACAGGCUGUGUGGGCACUGUUACAGAGCACUGUAUAAACAUGUUUGAUCUCUAGAUUAAUCAUUGCGACACAAGUUUCCCACAGCCCCAAAGUAGCUAGCAGACCACUGUUUGAGAAGAAAUGCCUGAACUGCAAGGAGUAGAAGCAAAAGUUUGAAUCAAAGAAGCUGAAAUUUACAAAUUUUUUAACUUUAAAAUACUUGUGUUCAGUAAAGCUAAAGACCUCCUACAUUUGAGUUUCUUUUUACAGCCGAGGAUGCCUUUGCAGUUCAAGAGAUGCGUUCCCCAAAGGUGGUACAGGGGUAUGUUGCCAUAUGUCUCCCCAGAAGUGUUCGGUAGAUGGUUCAGCUGCUUUGAGACUCCCUCUCCCCUACGCUGAAUGACUCAAGCAAUCAGGGGAGACCGAGUCUGGGAACUUCUGUUACUCUCCAAAAUCAACAAUCUGGCAUUCACACCCACACCUCUCCAGUCGAUUGGCCAAGUCUGCAGAGGGGAGACAGGGGUGUUGAACUUGUCUCCACAAAACCAUUCCACCCAAAACUUGACCGAUUCAGUGUUUUCUGCCUCUAUCUAUAGGAAGACUGGCUUUUUAUCACGUCUUUUUUCAUCAACUUAAUCAUUUGAGUCCCAACAGUGUAAAACAGCGUGUCAGAUAUAUUUGCUUUGUUCAAACACAAUACAGCCCAUUCAGAGAGAGCCUUCAGAGGGCUUUCUUUGUCUGCUUGUUGUUUAUUUUUACUUUUAUACUUGGAUGUUUGGUAAAGGAAACUAACAGAUCCGAAAGCUGCAUUGUCAGGGGAGUGUAAGGUUUGGUUUGAUUGCAUAAGAGAUCCAGGCCCUUGCUAGUCUGUAGCUGAUCUACCAUUGGGUUAGCAGGGUGACAAAACAGACAGAAUUAAUUAUACAUUUACUGUUGUUGACCUGAAAUGCCAGACGUCAAUUACAUCAAAGCUGUAGAGCAGCUAUUUACCACUAGCUAGGACAGUAGCUCAAUUAUUGCUAUAAUUCUGAUACCAUCAACUGCUGAAUGUAAACAGGAUGACAGAUGGCAAUUCUUAGAGCAUCAGGAUUUGGCUGUAUUUUAAGUCUGGAAAGGUUGGCAUGUGGAUGUUAACCUCUAAGGAAGAGUAAAGGAUGGAGGUGCUAGCUCUGCUAGGGUAAGCCACACUGCAGACCAGUAGAGCAUUGUUUCCUAGCUGACUCUGCAACCCUCUGUUAAGCCGUUUGUGCUAACUGAGUUUUUUGCAUAAACAAAUAUUUAAAUUUUUUGUUUAAACAACAAGUAAAUGAGUCGCUGAAGAAUAUCCUUGCAGGUUGUAAGAACAAGAGCCCUGUCAUUGUCCUUGCCACAUGCAAUAAUGCUUUACACUAUGCCUCAUUUUGCAGGUUGAUUUUUGGCACGAACCACCCAAGGGAAAGUGCUAGCUGACAAAGGUGAAGGGUCAACAGGAAAUGAGCGAGAUAUUAAAACACAAUGGGCCAGCUGAGUUUGCCAGCACAGCUGAUAUUUAGUGUUACAGUGCUCGGCCUCCGUGUCUCUCUUUGUCUCUGUGGUGUGAUUGUCUCAUCUCAUGACAGGGAUUACUUCUUGCUGAGUCAGGAGUUUUUUUGGCAGUCUCACUCAGGCCUCUACUGUAGCGACCUAAUCUGAAAGAUAAGCAGAGGAAGAGGAAGGUAUAUCUCCAGAGGGACGUUUUUAAGAAAACAGGAAUACGUGGUUCCUCCUUUUUUAAGAGAAUCUGUGAUAACAAAGAGGGGUCAUCCGAGUGGAAACUGCUCAUUUCAUCUCUCAGUGGAAAAUUUAAAAGUCCUACAAGCUUAUGAAGGGAAAAUACUUUAUUUUCGCUGCCUUGAGCUGUACUGGGGUCAGUGUUUUCAAUAUCAAUUUGUUAUUUGACUGAGAAUCACAUUGUAAACAAGAGCUACUCUUAACAUGAAUUCUUUGUCUGUCUUCUGUUUCCUGGCAUCCCAGUUUGGGAUGAAAGUUAACAGUAUUUGGACUCAAGGAACUCCAGAUCCCCCAAGGAAACUUCCCUCAUUGAACCCUGUUCUAUUUCAGUGUAGAAGUAAACAAACUUGACACUAGUUUAAAAUGGUAAAUGGGCUUUUACUUUUCUAAUCCACUCAAAGCAUUUUACACAACAUGUCACACUCACCCAUUUACACUACAGUCAAACACAGAUGGCAGAGGCUGCUAUAGUAGGGAACUAUUGAUAUUAAACGAUUGAUUGCAUGCUGAUUAUAUCCAUCCAUAGAUAACUUCAACUCUUCAAGUCUGUGAUCCACCUUACCAUGUAAGAGCAGGGUUUGGAUCUUUCGUCAUCCUCGUUUUGCAACUUGAACGCUACAGAUGCAGACCAUAGACUGUAUAUACUAUGGACAACUUGACUCUGUCUUCCUUAAUUUCCGAAUUUGAAGCCAAAUAGCUCUCAGUGUUUCCGGGAUUUUCUCCACUUCCUGGAACCACCACUUGUGCAGUAGCGUUGUACUCAUUCGGCGAGAGAGUCGCUGUGAUGACGCUCGGUUCAAACAGCAUAUCCCCCGAGUGACCUAUGCAAUCUUCGUACACCCAUAGGCUGUAUCAAGUGUCAAUCAUAGAAAACAUGAACCCCUUAAUAACUUUUAAAAAUGGAGCUGCACAUAAAAAAGAGGACCUGAGCACAAACCAGUCUUACAGUAACUACAUGUCAACAUCACAACCAGGGGAGAGAAAAUUUUACAUUUUGUGUAAUUUCUAAAGUUCGUCCACAGCUCCAUAAGGAUGGCUGGAGGAGGUGGGAUUUAUGACCUACACUGCAGCCCAUCACCAGAGGGUGCUGUUCGCAGGGUGGCUUUACCCAGCGAGGAGGUCCAUUCUGUAUACAGUCUAUGUGCUGACAGAAAUUCAGUCUCCAUUUAGUAAUUUGGCUCCACAUUAUUGGCUCUCUCAAUCUUAAUUGGUAUCAUCUUUCCAAAUUUACACCCACGUUGAAAAUUAAUGGAGGAAAAAAAAAACCCAGAUAAUUGGUGGUUUACAGAUUAACUGAUGUGUGUCCAGAUCACAUCUGAGCCGCAGCUGCAUAAAAUCUUUCCUAGAAAGUGAAAAUGCCUCCACAUCUUGAAGUCUUCAGGAGUUUAUUAAAAGCCCCAAGUUUGGACUGACCAGUGGGGUCAGACCACAGGUUUUCUCAUGUCAAGAAUCCAUUAACGUCAAAGGGAACAAGAGGCCAUGGAACAAAUCCACCCCUGAGUUACACAGUAAUCACUUCUCCUGGCCUAUAGCUCACCACAUGGUCUAAUUUUACCCCUGUUGUCUUGUUUUUGCUGUCAGACUUGACAGAAACAUUUCUUUGGAGGAGUUUCUCCUCUCUGGAAACUUGAUUUAAAGUUUAACCAUCCCCAAAGCUAAUGCAGUCCUCUGUGUUUCACCCAGUGUCAACCCAAACUAUACCCAAGGGGCCAGUUUCCCCUUGUUUUCAUAAAGGCAACAUUCAGUAGAACUGAACACAGCAGCCAGACCAACAACUUUUUUUGGCCCCAAGCCUGAUAAAGAUGCAAUCAUGAGAAUGGGAAGUGAAAGUGGAGGAAAUUAAAGAUUUGUUUGCGGUUAGCCUAGUAGACAGUCAGCUUCUUUUCUCCCCCCUUUUUUUCUGUAAAUUUUUAACCCCAUCAGGCUGUUUCACUCCAGAAAACGUCAGUCUUUUAAAUAUUUAACAAAAGAGACUCAUAGUGAGAACAAGCUAGCACAAGUUGCAUCAGGUAUUUUGCAGAGAAGUUUGACCUAAAGGCUUAAAAGCAGCCUUAUACAAAGUUUUAGACUUUUUCAUACAAUCAUGUGAGUUAAAAUAUUUGUAUGAUAUCACAGAGAGCUUCAGUUUGGAGUCUUUCCCUGAAUGCAGCAGUUGUUAACUGAAGCUGCGCCCCAGUUUGGUGCGUUACCCACCACUAGCCGUGGACAAAGGAACGAUGCUGGCAUAAUACUGAGCUUGUGCUGGUGCUAAUUGAGUGACAGCCGGCCCCGGACCCAGAGUACAUUUAGUAGAAAUCCAUUUAUAAGAUUCCUGGUAGCUGUUUUAAUGGAAGUCUGAGCCCCUCUUUGUUGUUUUCAGAUAAAUAACAUCAUUCUUUUUCUCUCUUUCUCCUUCAUCCCUCCUCUUCAUUCUUGCUCUCAAACCAUAUGCCUCUUCCCAUCUGUACUUCCAUUUUCAGAUGCAAGUUCUUGAGUCUGACGGAGACUCCAGAGAACUACACAGUUGUCCUUGACGAGGAAGGAUUCAAAGGUAAACACACAGAUUUUCAUCACUUUUGUGGGUGUCUCCCCACACCCUGACCACUCCAGUCUCACUCUUCACUUAUGUUUGGUCACUAUAGACUAUUUAUGUAUUACACUAUAUACAAAAAAAUGAAAGUGCCACAGAUGAAUAUUUUGUAUGAACAGACGACAUGCACUAAUGAACAAAUUAAGUAAGCUUCAGCCAUUUUUUUAAGUGUGUAAACCUUAAGGGGAACUCCACACUUCAUACAGCAUAAGAUCACUUUUAAAGAGUGAAUUGAAAAUGCUAUUAAAGCUUCUGUGAGGAGUUUUCAAGUGACAAUGAAAUAGACUGAAAUGAACAGUUAUAGAGCAGAGGGGAGCAUACAGCAAAGGGCUGCAGUCCAGAGUCAAACAGGUGAGAGCUACGACAAGGAGAAUACCCUCUAUACAUGGGAUACACGCUCAAACUGCAAGGCCAACAGGGUGCCAUUAUGAGUUUUGUUACCUUUACCACUGCUUCCCGCUGGACUCUUGGUCACCUGAUCGCAGAUACAGCCUGUGAUUGGUUGAAAGACUGAAAGAAAGUUGGCAGCCUCUGUGUAGCACUGUCUGUCAACAAGAGAAAUAACACAAUUUUACUCAGAUUGAUCCAUAAAUCAUCAGAGAUGACCUUUGACCUUGAAGGAUUGAAUUACUGCUGUCUCUUGAAUCACACAGAUCUUCUCUUUGGGAUCAAAAAGCCUCUAGAUGUGUCUGACUUUAUCACUGGAAGGCUGCCGGUCUCACUAAGUGAGUGGAUUUCAAAGUUAGUCAGUACCUCAUCCGGCUCUCUCUUUAGAGCUGUGAAGACAACAGUAUUAAAUUUAAAAUGACACAGGUUUAGACUGCUCCUGUCUGCUGUCCAGGAUAUUUACUUCCUCAGUUGCGAUUCACAGUAUCCCUCAUUGUUUCGAAAGGCACACAGAACCAGCAGAAGGCAUCUAGAAGCAAGAAGUCAAGGAUGUUGAUGGUUCGAAGUAGUCGGAUUGAAAAAAAAAAACAUUGCCCUUUUGUCUGUAAGAUGCUCUUUUGUUUCAAACUGGACUUUAAUUUACCUUGUCGGAAAUGUAAAGCUUUGAAUGAAUAAUCCAGAUUUUUUGGUAGCAAUUGCCUCUCUUUGCAAACAAAGACACUGCAACUGUGGAUUUGUGGGAAUAGUUCCAAUGAUGGAUCAAUAGGAUUAAAUCAUCAUCAGCAGUUUUAUUAGUAUUUGACCUCUUGAAUGGCAGAGUUUCCCUUAAAACUUUUUUGGUAUGCUCCUCGUCUGAUCCUUUUCCACCGAUGUACUUGAUAAAAGCAUAAACCCCCUGAAGGUGCUCUUGUUUCUCUCCCUGUCUCUCUUGCUCUCCUCCUGACUGAGUGCCUAUUUUAAGAGGUGAAAGCUGGCGUAGCGUAGCCACAAGGGGCCGUCUGUGACAAAUUAUGCCAACCAGAGUUGUGGCUCUUUGAAGGGGAGUGAAGAAAAAGACAGAGAGAGUUUGCUGCAAUAAGGAGAAAUACUUCUUAAUCUUUUAAGGUAACUUAAGGUAAUGAAACGUCCCAAAAACAUCUUUUAAAAAUUCCUAAACCUCCCGGAUAUUGAGGUCCCACACACGCAGGGAUUGGCUGCACACAUCCUCAGGCUAUCACCCCAGUAUCUCUUUCUUUCAGCCUCUUGUUUACUUCCUGGACAGACAUCUGUUUCCCAGGUAGCUGCCAGCUUUGGCUCAUGCCGUGUUUGGGGACAAAGAGUGAAAUAUCCUGCUUUUCCCCCUUGGCCAAGAGACUUAUGUUGUUCCAGCUGCAUCUGAGGCGUCACCCAGUUUGAACUUUGACCUCUCCUCACCUCCCAGUCUGAGCACAUAAAUGCAUUUGUAUCAGGUCGCUCUCUGCGCCCAAAUAUGCUGUGGCUCUAAUGGUGCCAUGUUUUUCUUGUGUCACUGUGCGGUAUAAAUAGCAGGGGUGUUUGAGGUCUCCAUGGUGAAGGAAGAGACGAGAGGAGGGGGAGAGGAAGUAAGUGUAUGUUUGAACUGAGCAGCCAGCAAGAGGAAGUUGGUGCUCACAACUGCUUCGUAGUUUACACCUUCAUUGUGAGACAUGAAAGAGCCGCAGAGUUUUGCUGUUUUGAACACUUCACAGUAAAAGGGUGAUUCAGCUUCAAAGCUAAGUAACUGUAUUUGCCUUUGACAUGUUGGAGGAAAGACGGUCUCAGAUUUGACCCUCCUGCCAUGGUUCUGUACUCAGCAGAAGACACCAGUCACACAGUUUAGAGAGUGCUGCACCUGUGGAGUCAUAAGCCUCUUUCACACCUGAUGGACAGCUGACAUUAGCCAUGUUUACAAAGGCAAGAUUUCUUGAUCCGAUUAAAAAUUUGAGGGAUCAGAUAAUCUGAAUCCACUGUUUAUUUGGGCGCAAAGUCAAAUUAUCCGAUCAUGACCUGCGUAUACAUGCACUAAGCUUUAUUCAGAUUAGAAGCCUUUGGACAUGCGAAGCGUUGUCUAAUUUUGCUAAAGCAACCGCAGAAGAAGAGUUGUAUUUACAUCUACGCUGUCAACAAACCAACAAACACUGUAGUGGCUCACUUCAUCCAAUUAACGAUUUUCCCCUUGUUCCCAUCUGUUGUCACUUGAUGGUGCCCUUGUGUACUUAUUUUACUGUCCUGUCAAAGGUAGCACUGUGUGUACAGAUGUGACAUCACUACGCUGUAUGUACGCCAUGUUAUGGUAACAGAGGAGCAGACACGGCUCCUGUGGUUGUGUUUUAUGCCAGAGUUUUAAUCAUGAAAACUCCUGUACUGGCCUCAAUAAGAGUGAAGACUGAGUCAGGUUAGAGAGUCACAAUCAGAAUAAGUGUUUACAUGGACACGUUUCGGAAUAUCGAUCGGCAUAUACCACCCCUCUCAAUCGGAAUACAAUUUCUUUCCGAUUGAGCUGAAUUGAAUCAGAAUCUUCCGAUCGACAUGGUUACAUCAUGCUUUUUCAUUCCGAUCGGGCAUUUAUUCCGAUUAUUUGUGCCUGUGUAAACGCAGCUAGUGUCUAGAUAAUUCCUGGACUUUCAGGCCCCAUAUACUCGCAGGAAGUUACCGUCAACAAAUGCAGAUGCUCCCUCAUGAACUCAAAACCCUGUUUGGUUGAAGAGAGGGAGGUAUUAGGAGGAGGGGUAGAAGUCCUCUGGGAUUAUGUCGCUGCAGUAUAUAAGAGUGUUUCCAUCAAACAAACAACAGUAGAAACGCUGCACACUGAGGAGGAUUUUCCGUAUCAUUACAUGCUGUGUUUACCAUCAGCUCACUCCAACCUCUUACAGCCAAUUUACUUGAAGGCUAUCAAGGCUGAGGCGCGCCGCAUUACCACUAUCUUCCCCUCAUUUCACCUCCGUUUCUACCUCCAGAAGAGGGUCAGAGGUGAAAUUACUUUGCCCUGAUAUUACCCCCUGCACACUGCAGACCAGAAGCACUAGGGGAAUAAAUAUCCCACCUUGAAACAGCUACAUGUUAGCCAUAACUUUCUGUUGAGACUAGGGCUGCACGAUUAAUCAAUCUGAAAUUGUAAUCAGAUUAUUUGAUUAUGAAGAAGUUAAAAAAUAAUUAAAUUGUCUGUUGUAAAACUGAUUUUCCUCUCUCUAUCAUGUUGUGUGCCUCCAGGCCACCAUAGACUCCCCCUUCCUGUAGGAGCGCUCCCCGGUUCCCACACACACCAGUGUAAACAAACAUGGCUUUUGCAAAAGAAGGCGAUAAUUUUGUGGCUGUCCAUACGGCAACAAAAUUCAGGAGUAAAACCAAAAGGUUUUUGUCAUAUUGGUGCUUCAUCCACACAGAAAUGGCGUUUCAAAUGACUGUAAACGUAACUUUUUAAAAACGGGUCAGAUAGUGCAUAAAUCUGUAAACGAGUACCAUUUCAUCUCUGUGUGGAUGCCUAUCUGCAUCUCUUUUGAGAUGAUUAAGUGACAUACAGCAACUCUUUUAUGGCGCCUGUGUGUGUCCGGCCAAAACAACCUUUAUACGCGUGCUCUGUACUCUUCUUCUGUCUUCUGUCUGUCUUUUACCUUGGAAGGCGUUGCAGGACCACUUACUGGCUUGGCAUACGCACUACAUUGCUUUCAGUGGUUUUGUUUUGAGAGAUGAUAGAAAAACUAAUUAUAAUGGGAAGUUUGGUGAAGUUGUCACUGAGUUAAAAAUCAAAAUCUAAAAUGAAGUUUUCAGAGAAAAAAAUCAGGAUUUUAUUUUUGGCAGCCCUAGUUGAGACAGUAACCAAGACACAAGUAUUCUCUUUAGUUUUGUAAGUUUGACUUUUUUGGGUUAUUGUUUUUUUCUUGGAGAGAACAGGUCAGUGGAUCGAGUAGAAAACUGGGGGACAGGACAUGAACCCAUUCAUCAAUUCCACACUUGAUUUUGCGUACGCUGACUCUCACUUUCAACUUUUCUCCUUAGAGCUCCGGCCUUCUGAGCAUCUCCAGGUAGAAAGCUCCAUCUGGCUGCCACUCAACGUCGUCUCCAAUGGCAACGCCUCCAGCAGCUCGCAGGCAGUUGGCGUUACAAAGAUCGCCAAGUCUGUCAUCGCCCCCCUGGCGCAGCAGCACGUCUCCGUCUUCAUGCUCUCGACCUAUCAGACGGACUUCAUCCUCGUGAGUCUCCCACGUUACUCCUUCAACCUUUACAUAACCUCGCUCUAGUUUAAUCAGCACUCGCUAAUAUCUCGUUAAAAUGAAAGAGGCACUCUCAGCCAUUCUGUGCUCCAUAAUUUAGUAACGUCUGGGGAAAUUCGAACCCUUUCAGUGUAGGAAAACUCUGGAUGUCUUAUCGUGUAGUGGAGCUUUUCACCUACUGAGCUCUGCCAGACAAAAGAAGACACGGUGUCUGCUUUUUGUCAGCUGGACAAAUUCUGCAUGUAAGGCAUUAAUUCUCCACAGAGCUGAGAGUGCUGGAAAGUUAGUUGAUGUAUUAUGUGUGAAAGUGUGAAGCGGGCAAAAAUAGAUAACACCAAGGCAGACGUUAGUGUCAGCAAAUACCUUAAUGGUCCGCUUGCUCUCUUACAGUGAGCCGGUGUUUCUCCCUCAAACAACACGGUGCAUAAUGGCCUUACAUGUCAAGUAUAUAUGAGGAUUUAACACCUUUGACCAAGUGUUUUACCAUCAAUAUUUAUGUUCCAUAUCUGUGUUAUGUAGGUGAGAGAGAAAGACCUGUCUGUGGUCAUCAGCACUCUGGAGGAAGAGUUUAAUAUCUACAAGGAGGUGGGAGGAGAGUCUGUCCCCAUCCACUGUCAGGAUGUUUCCAACGGGCUCCAGAAAAACGGCAAAGAAGGUAAAAGUUCAAGUUUAUUUCUACCUCUCAGGUGGAAAUAAAGUGAAGAUUGUCUGACAGAGGAACAGAUACAUUAAGGUCCUCUAGCUCCAUCUUCAGGUCCUUUGAGGAAAGAUCUUCUUGUAAUGUCAAGGAAGGGAUGUUUAAUGUGCUUUGUGAUUGACGUGACAGACUGAUUACAGGUUAUCGCCACCUACUGGUUAAGCAUGCUUAUGUGAGCACAGGAAACACAUGAGAGAACAAGAGAACACUUAAUCAUCUUAUAGGAUCAUAAUCUGAUCCCAUAAACUAAAUUCCUUACAAUUGACAAUCCCUGUAAGUCAUGUGUCUGAACGGUAUGUGACAUCAUACGAAGGAGCAAUGUAAACUGGUUGGUUCUGCAGCAACUUUUUAAACAUAAAGGAGGAUUUAAAGUCUGCUCACUUACUCUCUGCCCCUCACAGGAAGUUAUUUUUAACCUAACCGUAAAGUACAGGACACGCUGUACAAUAGGGACAGAGCAUGCAGUUCAAUACAUGUGCCCUGUUCACAUUCUUUCAUAUCUAUACAUCUCUGAGACGUCAGCUUUUUUUUUGGUUCUUUUUUUGUUUUUUUGACACCCCACAGACAUCGGACUUCUUCCAUUUAACAGCUUCAAGCAGGGCUGAAGUGUCUCUGACUGGCUGCAGUACAGCUCUGAUUCCUGUGUUUCUAUCUGCAAGACUGAGGUUAAAAAAAAAUAAGGAGUUGAACCUUGUUUUAAAACUCAUGACUCUAAUCAUGAAACCCUGGUUUUACCUGCUUUUGCCCCUCCUCAGCUGGGUGUUGAACAGAAGGUGGUAGUUUGAUGCAGACAUUAGUCGUAGCGCUAAACACUUGAACUACCAAGGCAGCCAUUUUGACUGCUUUCAAAAUUUACACUGUCUAUCUAAAAUAAAACCUAUACAUCAGUCGCACCCUGACUUUUCCUAAAUGUGUGUAUAUUUUAUUCUAACAUUAUUUUAUCAUGAAAAUCUAAAACACAAAAGAGUUCUGGGUAUUACUACCUUGAACUACCAGAGCAGUCAAAUUGACCGCAUGCUUUUGACAAAGGGUGUAUUAUUUCUCUGUUUGCUACAUUUUCCAGCUCUUUCUCCUGCUCUAUUGUUUGUUUUGUACUUUAAGCUAAAAUCUUGACAUAACUUUACUCAAAACUCAAGAGACUCAAAAAUGACAACUAGAAGAAAAAUGACAAGUAUGGAGGCUUGAGCCUUGUUUCAGAGCCCGGAUGAGGAAGAAUCCAAUGGAUGAGUGAGUUCAGGGAAUGAUGUGUCUCAGUAUUUUGAGGAAGGUUCUGAAAAAUCUCAUUCAUUAUGAUUUUCAUUUUGUGUACUUAUGUGUCAUUUAUCUAUUCCACCAAUUUAUUAUUUGUUUUUAUUGUUGAUUAUCAAAUUAUGUGCAAAUUAAGACUGAGCAUUCAAAAUGACUGCCAUGGUCAUUCUAGUGGUUGCAGAAUUUUGGUAGACCGAGUGUUAAAUGUGCGUGCAGGUCUUCUUAAAGUAGUUCAAACUAGUUUAUCAGCUGUGCAUCGUUUCCUCCUUCUGAGGUUCUUAACUCAGUCAAAUCUGCACACAGAAACAUAACACACAAAUUUCUGGUUCAGUGUUGAAUGACUCACACUUACCUGAGGUAUUACUCCUGAUGUCAUAUGUGGGAGACAGUUUUCUAGUAAUGCAGUGGGAGUGUUGUCUUCCAUUAAUAAUGGAAUGCAAGUGCUAAAAAUAUCUUCAGUCCCUCUUAGUUUUAAAUUCUGAUACUUCUUUCAGCUAUCCAGCCUACAGUCCACCCGGUGCUGAUCCCUCAGAACCAGUUCUGUGUCAUGUCCCUGGACCCAGACACGCUGCCGUCCAUUGCGACCACGCUCAUAGACGUGCUGUUUUAUUCCAGCAGGUGAGAUACUGUGAAAAACACAGCUACAGUAUCACUUUUGAACACAGGGUGGCAGCACAUAAUGCAGACUGACCUUCAAUCAUCUAUAACUCAUGGUUACCACAAGUUUAUUUCUUCUCCCCAGUAUAAUGCCAUGCAAGGGAGACUUUUCCAUAUACAUUUCCAUAUCCUAGGCAUUGAAAUAAAUUUAUUUGUACGAGUUAUAUAGGCAGACAACAUUAAAUAAGAUUACAUAAGCAGAUUUCUUAAUUUCUUGUAUUUUUAAAGUAGUUUUUAUUAAAUACAGGCACAAACUCAAAUCCCUGCUAAGGAGAAACCAAUACAAAGUUCACUUGGUUCAUGACUGAAGUCCUUUGGAAUAACAGUGACUCAGCGUCCUGCUGUCAUCUCAGUAAUGAGUCUACUUUCACCUCUUCCAUGUCUUUUCUUCCACAGUCCUAAAGAGGACGCACAGUCGUCUCCAAGCCAGGACUUGGAUUGCAUCAAGUUCUUCUCCUUCUCCCUCAUUGACGGCUACAUCUCCCUGGUGAUGGACACAGACGCCCAGAGACAGUAAGAUCACACCCACCAGUCCACGUUUGAGGACUAAUUGUUCAGAGAUUUGGGCUCACUGUUGUAAUCUGAGAGUCGAGCCAAAACUCUACUCAGUGACAAAGUGAAAUCUGCUUUUGAAUGAUGGAGAUAAAAAUGUUUUACUUUUGAAUUCACCGGUCUUCAAGUUUCAUUUUUGUUGAGUCACAUCAGCUUUUACACCAGACCAUUUACAUUUAAGGUUUCAUAUAGUGAUUGAUACAGUGAUAUAGUGAUUGGUAAAUGGUGUCUUUCUUUCCACCUCUGUGAUGUUUUUUGUUUCGUUUUGUUUUUCGAUCUACAUUCCUGGUACAAAUUUAGAGUUUGAUCUUUGUGCUUCAGGUUUCCUGCUGAUCUCCUCUUCACCAGCUCCUCCGGGGAGCUGUGGAGGAUGGUUCGUAUAGGAGGACAUCCUCUGGGCUUCGGUAAGGACACCCUGCUUCUUAAUAUCCUCAAUGACCUCUGCUUGUGUAUUAGACGGUGUAAACUAAAGGUUCAAGCUUAAAAGUUUCUGUGAUGCAGUCUCCUGGUGUCACAGAGCAGAUAAUGAAUCCACAACAGUGGCGAUUGCUCUAAGACUGCAAGGGAAGCUCAGCUUCCCUUAAAAUGUCACCCCCCCAAAAAAAGAAAAAGUGGUGAAAUACGUACUGCUGUGUGUACAUUUCAUUAACUAAAUACGCGCUAGAAAGCCUUCAUCUUUUGUUCAGAAUCACAGGUAACCGGCACAACUUCGUUCUCAUUCAUCCUCGCAGCGCCUCAGCGCUUCACACAGCCGGACGCUCAGCGUCUGCUGACUUCAAUGUGGAAGCUCAAAGUGGGUUGUUCCAGCAGCGAAACUAGACGCUCAUUGGAUAAAUGCUGGGCUUUGUCCCGCCCAUCGGACGCUCAGCAUCUCUGGAGUUCUAUGACGAGAGGGCGGUCCCAACUUUCUCGCGGACGCUGAGCUUCUGCAUCCAUGAUUGGAUGAGCUGUCUGAGGCGAAAUCCUUUUUUGAUUGACAGCUAAACAAGCGAAUCAGCGAUCUUGAAGAAUAAAACAUCUACCAGAGCUUUUUCCAAGUUAUUCAUUCCGUUGUUCUUAACUGCUCCGGAGACUUUACCGAUCCUCAGCGACUUUUGUCUUUGUUAAAAACGACUGCCGUUGUGUUUGGCGACUCUGUUCUGUUACAUACAAAUAAACAAACACAAUUAUGAUGUAGGCCAGAAAAGUGAGCUUCCCCUCCUUGAAAGACCAGCAGCUGAUCCACAAUACUGACGGCACCUCUUUAUAUAAGAAGAGUUUGAAUCACGGUGGCCUCUGAUUUCCAGACUUUGUGAAAUUACGCAUUCGAGUAGCUGUUGUGUUUUUUUUUUUUUUAUUUAUUCAUUAAUUUUUUUUUUACAAGAUUUAUGAUAUUGUGGUAUUUCUCUUUUUUAUUAAAAUUUUUGGAGGGUAUUUUGAAUUUGCUCGGAGGCAACAAUGAAACCUUUGUUGAUCUUAAAAACAUUAUUAUAAUAGUUAGAUUCAUUGUGGUUUUAAGUGCCUUUUAGUGAUUUUUACUGUAAUUCAGGCUUUCUGCCUUUUCUGCCUGGAAUCUAUUCUUCUGUCAGCUGUUGUUGAAGCUAAGAGCGUUAAUGUUGAAAUAAGGGACUUAGACUAUUUUGAGUCCGUAGCAUGUCUGUUAAUAGUCCAAGCAUGAUCACUUUUCUCCGUAAAUGAGCACAGAGGCUAAUUUUAGUUAUUUUUUUUUCCCACAGAUGAAUGCGGUAUCGUGGCCCAGAUAUCCCAGCCUCUGGCUGACAGUGACAUUUCUGCCUAUUACAUAAGUACCUUCAGCUUUGACCACGCUCUGGUGAGUCUAGCAUCAAACCUUCACAGCGGUUUUCAUAGAGGUCCACAUUUUUGAGUCAUUACAACUGCAACUGAAAUAUCUCAGCGUACAGUUGAGGUAAUUCGAGGAUAGGUUGUGUAUGAAUAAGGGAAUUUACAAAGAUAACUGUGUAUGUCAUAGUCUACAGCAUUCCUGCGAGGCUUCAUCACAAGGAGUUUAGCGAGUUAGUUUGAACAAGUUUGGGGGAGGGUUUACUGAUUAGAGGAAGUUAAUAAAUUUGGAAAGGGCUGUGUAAGUGCAGAAAAUAGAUCGAUUAAAUAUGUAGCUUUAUUCUGUCAUGUAGAUGUUCUGUUGGUCCGUAGCAAGUUAAACAAAGUAAAGAUAAAGAAGAUGAUGGAGUGUAUACAAGGAAGAAUUAACAGAGCUUUUAUCAUGUCUUCUUUUAACUGUGUUUGUGUGCUGGGUUUAAAUAUGUGGACUUUAGUAUGGUACUGUGGUGUGAUUUCCUGAUCCCACUGUUGAGAUUGUGUUCACAUUUAGUCACCGAGUGGGUAAGUGAAGCACGUCUUUGUCUGUAUGACAACUUAGUCAGCAACUCGUGCAACCACAUUGAUCUGAGAAAUUACCGAGAAAAGAUUAAAUUCCCAGAAACUUAUCAUAGAACAUCUCUGACCUAGCUUAACAGCAAAGGCAAAUUACUCUCUUUCUAAAUCUGAGUUUUUGAUAAGUUGUCUCCAGAAACUGAGAAGACUGUCUGGUCAUUAGGCGCUCACUUUAACCCAUUUAAACCGGGACAGCAUGUGCGCAUUUCAACUGUCCAAGCUGGGAGCGAGGCUGCACAUUUCGACUCGGAAAGCCGGGUGCAUGUACGCACUUCUACCCUUCAAGCUGGGAGAAGUGUGUACAUCAUUUUGUAACAGUCUGUGGUUUUUCAGAUUCAGACAACUUUACUUUUUUUCAAUCAUUUUUGGAGUCGUGAAUCAAAUAAUCAUGCCGCCAUCAUACGUCCUGUGAUAGGCUAAUAAAGCAAUCGGACUAUUCACGCUCGGAUCUUGCAACGUGCUUCGUGAGGAAAGUAAACAAUGACGGAGGCAGAGAGCAGCUUCGGAGAGAGAAGCAUCCAGCUAUGUGAACUAGGGCCGACGGCAAUACCAAUUGGGGGGGGGGGUCCGAUCACUGAUUAAUCGGCUGAUUUUUUCAAUUUUUUAUGAAGCCUAUGAAGUGUAUAUAUAUAAAAAUAUAUUUUAUGAAAUUAUAAAAAAUAUAUUUAUACUUUAGACUUCUGCUCUUCAUGCCGACAGGAAGACCAACUGAUCAAACUUGUGACAUGCAGCUGCCUCAGUAAGAGAAGUAGCUUGAUCACGUAAUGUGUACUGUUGUUUAUUCUACUGUUACCACCGAUAGUCUCAAACGGGCUAAAAUUGGCCGCUAUAAUCAACUCGCCGAUAAAUCGGUUGGGCCCUGGUGUGAACAGCCUCUUCAUAUUGAGUGCUUUGGCUCACUGUGAGUGUUGCAUGACUUUGGGUGAGCAUAGAGAUGUACACACUGUCAGCCAUGUAUUUAUUUAUUUAUUUAUUAGUUUUUAGUGCUGCUUUUGUACUGAUACUAUACUAGGGCAGCUGCAUACCCUUUUAACACUUUAUACUUAUACUCCAUACAUUUAAAUUGUAUGGACACUUCAUCAUGACUGCCACUUGUUUUAUAAAGCAAAUUGUUUGUUAUUCUUCAGUGCAGAGUCUUUACUUUUAUUUAUACAGCCGCUUUAUUUCAUUUGAGUUAGUUUGUUCAAAGUUUUCAAAAAUGUGAUGAAGGUUUGGAAAAAUAAAAGAUAGUUAUCUUGAAAGCCACAUGUGUAAGCUCUAAAAUACCUUUUGAAUUUUGUUUCUAUCUGCUACAGAGGCGGAGAUAUCAGCUUUUUUGUAAACCUAUACACUUCAGAAAACCUCAGGAUCUGGGGGCCCUUCUCAAAAUUGCCCUCAGGAUUUCAGUGGUGUGGCUCAGACAGGAUUCAGGUCUUAAUGGGUUAAUGUUAUUGAUGUGGAUGUAACCUGCUUUCAUAGCCAUACAUAGUCAGACAUGUCCCUUUGGUUUACCAUUUUCCAUCAACAUUGUUUAGUCAUUAGUUUGCACUGACAAUUAGGGAGGUUAUUUUUCUCCUAUCGUCUAAACAACUUUAACCUGGUAUCUCUUUGCUCUCUCUCCUCAAUGCAUCACAAUUCAAACCAUUCACAAGCUUGCAGAUUGAGACAGCUGGGCCGAGUCACCAAAUUUUUCUAAGAUAAACUAAAAGGCCGAGUCACCAAAUUUUUCCAAGAUAAACUAAAAGGAGGACCAGCAAUGUAUGAUAUUCAAGCGUUAUUCAACUCCUACCUUAGCAAUGAGAUGUUCGAGAUGUUUUAGAGAUAAGUGUAUGAUAUGCUUAAAUCACUGUAUUGCACAGACCAGCAUUAAGCUUAACAUAGCCAUAGUGUCAUAAAAAGUACAAGGUCUUACUCAUAGAUUCCUGAAAUUACCUAAAUCUCUCAAAUAUUAGUGGGAUCAGUCAAAACCACAACCUAGCCUAAUUAUGAGCAAUAUCUAGCUGACAUCACAGCUGCCUCUGUUUGUGUGUUUCUGGGCAAUGCUUUUACCUCAUGGUGCCAGUAAUUAGGCAGUCAAUAGUCAAUGCAAAUAUGUGGCAUCUUUUGCACAGGAAGCACAAAGGUCAUCUAUUUAAUGUCACCAGAAGUUCAAGAGGAAACGUAAUGUAUAAUUUAAGUCAGUGGUGUAACUGGUGUGCAAGUUUCAAAUCUAUAUCAGCAAAAGAUCUAAAGUUGCAGCAAGAAGAUUAUGAAUUGUUCGGGUUUUUAUGUACCGCAGUAAAACAGCAAUUUUGCGUAAUGUUUGCUGUGAUGUUUGACACCCUUUUAAUGUUCACUGUUAAGGUUGUGGUUACUGCUCUUUUCACUCUACAGUUAAAUCGACUCAGCACAUCAACAUAAAUCUCAUAGAGAAGAGAUAAUAAGGAUAGAGGUUAUUUAGAGGUUCUGAUUGAAUUUUCUCAAUAACUCCAAUAGUCAGGGACAUUCUCAGAGCUUUGUCACUUGUUACUUAAACGUGAAAGAGCAUGUGAUGGGAGGACAAUCUGUGGCCCAUGAUUACUGAAUUAGUCAGGAUCAUCUUCACUGUAAGUCUGAGGGAAUAUACACCUGGGUCACAUCAGGUCAUGAGUUUUAUUCUAUAAGUAGAUAUGAAAAACAAAGUUCCUACGACCCAGAAUAGAAAGCUAUCUUAAAGGGAUAUUCCAGCAUAAAUUUAAGUUUUGGUCAAACACACUGUAACACUGAGUUAGACAUCCCUUGAGAGAUAAAUGUUGCUGACCGCUUGCUUCUCUAGUUAAACCAACUUAAGUAACAACCGCACAAUAGCAAUACACAGCAGUCUACGUCUCCAUGUGCAAACCUCAACCAAAAAGCCCCUCUAUAGCCACAAAUAAUGCUCAGAACAGCACCUAACUUCAUUAACAGUGCAAAUAAGGUCCCAGCCAUAGUACCAGCCACCAAAAACCAACUCUCCUCCAACAACCACUUGUUUGUGGGGGGAGCCCUGACAAGUCAAUCACCGAGUGCAGUGGAAGAUUUAUGAUCAUUACUUCAUGGAAAUGCAAUCAAACUGAGAUACUAAGGCAAAAGAACUACUGCGUCUGCAGUGCGCAUACAAGAUACACAAGAACUCUGAUUGCAUUUCCACUAAGUAAUAAUCACAAAUGGUCUUACUUGAGCUGCGAAACUCUGCUGAACUCGGCUCAUCAGGGCUCCCCCACAAACAAGUGACUGCUGGAAGAAAGUGAGUAAGGUGUGUUUAGCCUCUUUGCUAAAGAAACCAGGCAAAGCUAAAAAGAUGUUUGAUGGUUAGUACUAUGGCUGGGACCCUAUAUGUACUGUUGAUGAAGUUAGGUGCUGUUCUGAGCAUUAUCUGUGGCUAUAAAGCAGCUUUUUGGUUGAGGUUUGCGUGUGGAGAUGUAGACCACUGUGCAUUGCUAUCGUAUGGUCGUGGCUGACGUGGGUAUAACUAGAGAAGUAAGCAGUCGGCAACAUUCAUCUCUCAAGGGGUGUCUAACUCGGUGUUGCGGUGCGUUUUGAUGCGUUUGACCAUGAUUAAAAUUUACGCAUAGCAACAUUAAACUCAAAGAGAAGACAAUAUAAAGAUAGAGGUUAUUUAGAGGUUCUGAUUGAAUUUUCCAAAUAACUCCAAUAGUCAUCCCCAGGGCUUUGUCACUUAAACAUGUGAAAGAGCAUGUGAUGGGAGGACAUCAGAUUCUAUGAACAGACAUGAAAAAUAAGGUUUCCACAUUUUAAUAUUUUACUGAUUUUAAGUUGACACUGUAUGUCUUAUUGUUUUGAAGUGUUUUAAUCUCUUUCUUUUUUCAUUUCAAAUUUAUUUCCUUGCAUCUGUAAACCACUUUGAAUUGCCUUUGUAUGAAUAGUGUGAACUAUUCUGAACUACUACCUUUGUGUCUAAAAAAUAUUUUUCCACCUUUCAUAGUUUGGAAAAAAAGAUCAGAUAUGUGUGGUGUUAUUUUAAAAGGGCUGAAUUCAAUUUUCAUGAUACAUUAAAUAUAUGUCAAUUAUGGUGUACCUCAAGGGUCAAUUCUGGGACCAAAAAUGUUUUGUCUUAAAUAACUUUUUCCACUUGUCAAAGUUUGAAAAACACAUCAAUGUUUGUGUGGUGGUAUUUUCAAAGGGGCGUAUUUUUUUGCAAUACACAAAAUUUAUGUAAAAUAUGACAUACCACAGGGAUUACUUUUUGGACUACAACCAUUUUGUCUUAUUGUUGUUUCUGCUGCUUUCAGGUUGCCCAAAAAAUACGAUUAAUAUUGCUUAUUAACUAACCUUGCUUUAACUUCUCUAUUUUGUAGGUCCCCGAGGAGGACAUAGUGAGUGUCACAGACAUGCUUCAGCAUCAGAGGAAAGAACAAGCCGCAAGUUGA
This is a messenger RNA of Xyrichtys novacula (pearly razorfish), 23847 nucleotides long. Lineage: Eukaryota; Metazoa; Chordata; Actinopteri; Labriformes; Labridae. The record is from the annotation of a GenBank genome assembly.